UCAUACUAUACGUGAAUCAAGUCUGUUUCUAUAUCCUCCGUCUUAUCGUUACAAAUAAUGAAUACUCGAAGCUACUUUUGAAACUUGUAAAACGAAAUGUUGCGACGCACAAAUCUGGCCCUUAUAAGCGGCCUCCUUUGCUUAUUUAUCUUCAUUGUUUCUGCCCAAGAUUGUGACAAAAGUAAGUGCAAAGGUCCCAUAAGAUAUUAUGAGGAGCUUGGAUGCAAGCCAAAUAUCAUGGAUGGUGACUGUUGCGCAGUCAGUUACGACUGUACGCAUCUGGGGAGAAGGUCAAAAAAUAAAUGCCACGUAAAUGGUCGUGAAUAUGAUAUCGGAAAAUCACUGCUUGAUAAAGAUCGCUCAGGGCCUUGUGACGAGAAUUGUGCUUGCGUAAAAGGACCGAAAGGCAUUGCCAUGUUUUCGUGCACUCAGGUUGAUUGUCCACGUAUUUUCGUGAAUAAAGGUUGUUUCUAUAGACAUCAAUUGGACUCUUGCUGUGAAGGAAAAGUGGUUUGUCCCAAGGACAAUGGAGAGAUAGAAAUGUGUGAAUUUAAUGGAACCUCAUACAAAUACGGAGAAGUAUUUUAUCCCAAUGAUCGACACGUGUGCAUGUGUUCUAAAACUUUUACUGUUCAAGAACUGGAGAUAAUUUGCAGAACAGUACAUUGUGGAAUUGAAUUAAGACGAUCGUUCGAACUUCAUGAAAAUUGUCCACCUGUUUUCCUUGCACAUCAGUUGCCGUCUCAAACCUGUAGCUAUGAAUACAAAUGUCAGGAGGACUACGACAAAGUGAAAAGCUCUCCAAUAACUCGUAGAAAAAAUUCCAGGGGAGUAUCAGUUGGAAUAAAGUGCAAAUUUGGAAAUAUGAUGAUGAACAUCGGUGAAGAAUUGAGUCAAGAACACGAUCCAACCGUCAGGUGUGUGUGCGAAGUGCCUCCGAUGCUUACAUGCACAAAAAUUUCGUAAUCCACAUUCGGUGAGCCACGAGGGAUCCUGUGACAUUUUUUUACAAACUUUGUAAAAAUAAAUUCAAACAUUUGAGUAUCCUUUCAGAAAAGUUG
Copidosoma floridanum is the source of this 1061-nucleotide messenger RNA. RefSeq lists its product as uncharacterized. The record is from RefSeq and is a predicted model, not a curated record. Lineage: Eukaryota; Metazoa; Arthropoda; Insecta; Hymenoptera; Encyrtidae.